CCUCUUCCGUGGCUUCGAAUGAUAAUGGAAGACAAGGGCAGAGGUUCUGCCAAGGAAACUGCGAAGGUGAAAUUUACGAUUCUGCGGAAUCAAGUGUAUAACUUACUUCGUCAAGGGGUAAGCGAUUAUUUGGAUCAAUCAGCUAAAGGACUGUUUAAGUUUGAUAACUGUUAUAUCUUAUAAAAUAUACUCAAUGUUGUGAAUGGGUUCCUUUUUUCAAUACCCAUAUUUUCGUGCUGGUUAAUUUUAGAGGUUUUUCGUUAUAUUUAAGCAAUCCCAUAAGGACACUCAGGACGGAGACUCUACCGAAAACCUGCCUGAAGCUGUGUAUAAGGUGUGUAAGAAAACUUCGUCGAAGCUUUAGCUCAUCAUUGACUUUACAAAUAUGUCCUCCUAAAUAAUCAGCAUAAUAUACUUAUUUUGAAAUAAUAAUAAAAAUAAUAAUAGACAAAUUGUCAUCAGCUUGAAUGGCUUUGUGUUGACCAGGGAUGGCAGGGGAAAAUUUCAACAACUUAUCUUUUAAUCUUUUGGAAAUGUUUCCAUUUUAUUCGAUAAGCGGAUGGCUGGGUGCGUGUCAAUAGCACUUAAUGUCGUCAACCAAGGUCACACUGAAAAUAUCAAUGGAAAUAUUCUUUGUCUUAUGUUUAGGAUGGCGUUCAGGAAUUUCAGGAUGACCCUCGUUCCGAUGAAGAGGUGUGUUUUUCAUUGAACUGUAUAUGUUUCCAUAUUUGAGAGUUUAAAAAGUGAUCAUCGGCUGUAACGGGAGAAAAUGCUUUAAAUGAACCACCAAGGUUAUUAUUAUAAUUGUUGUUGUUGUUUACAUUAAAUUUAAAAUAUUUUCACCCUCAUUCUCUGAUGCUGUCCCUCAGGUAUUAGGGGCAAUAAAGGACAUUUAUUUCAAAGAUUCCUCAUUCGAUUCCAGUGAUUAUGAGCUUCAUGUAAGUAUUCUGACUAGUCCAAUAUUUUACUUAGUUCCAUGCCUUAUAUAAACACUCAGGUUGGAUUGCUGGCAUUUAGUGAGAACUUCGAGUCAUUGUUGGUAUUGGCAAUGUUAAUUUAAACAAUGAGUCAGGCAGCAUAGCUGAGUGUGUUUUGGCUGCCAAAACAAAGAAGUUAGAGAGUUGCAAAAACUAGCAGUAAAUGUAGAAAUGGAGAAAUCACGAGCCAGAGAUCACCUAUUUUAUAAUUGCUGCCCCUUCAGACACCUCUUUAACCAUUGUAAUUUAUCUGACCAAUGACAGGAGAGUUUGGUAACCAGCCAAGGGUUCAUUCUCCUACCAGUAUUUGAACUGUUGAUACAGAAACAAAUGGUGACUUCCAUUGUUUAUUGACUGAGGACUCUUUUAUAAUCUUGAGAUACUUAUAGCGUAGAAAAGCAGUCCUUAUGCCUUUUCACUUUUUACUCGCCACUUCCUUUCAUAAUUUAACUUUAACCUUUUAAUGUUGCAGCAACUUCCAAAAGUCUUGGACCUUGAUGACCUGGAUGAUUAUCGAAAUGACCUGCGAAGACAGCUUCAGGCUGUAAGCUCAGAAACUUUGGGUGUUUUUGUUUAUGGUAUCUUUACCAGGCAGUAGACUGAAUAACUUGUUUGUCAUUUGUUUAAGGUCUCAAAAACACUUUACAAGAAAGUUCUGGAAAACCACAAUGCUUAUGUGCAGGUAAUGUUAAUAAAAAUAUUUCGGAUGUGUCCUGAGUCUUAGAAUUCUAGAAAGGGGGAGAUGUUUUUGUUAUUUGUAGGGACUGACAUUUCUCUCCUGGUUUUUACCUUUAACUGUAGGAAUUACAAAGAGUAAUGGACCUGGAAGAAUCACUACAUACUGCUUCUUCAAUCUGUGACAGAGGACGAAGGUUAGAUCAAGUCCUUUUAUUGUUUCUUCUCUAGGAUAACUGUCUCAUUAUUAAUUUUGCCUUAUUUACUUUAAAAAGAACAAUGUUUCAAACAAAAAUUACAUUACAUUACUUGAAUCUCUGAAAUCUCUCUUUAAGACACUUGGAUCGUGCUAAGAGAGGAGUAUCUGUCGGUGGAUUAGGAAUAUUGGCCAAACACCGAAAGAAGCAGCACCUGCUUAUGUUACUAGACUCCUUACGAACAAUAAAGACAUUAGUGAGUAAUAAUUUUUUGCUUUGUUUUGUUAGUAUGAAAUUGGUGUUGAUUAGAACAAUAGCUCAGACAGACCACAGAAAUAUUUCAUUAUGUUUUAAUUUUACUUUUUAUUCCCUUCAUUAUUAACUGUAUUAUUAUGUAAUUUGAUUUAAGCAAAGGACAGACGUCAGACUCAAAGAAAUGCUUGAGGUAAGAGCAAGAUAAUGGAAAACUUGUGAAUGUAUAAAUUGCUAAUCUUCCUAAUGUUUGGAAAAACCACAUUAUGAUACCUUUGCUGCCACAAAAAAGGUGUUAAAAAAGGAUGUAAAAUUUAACUAGAAUACAGUUAACUUUUAGUGGUGAAUUUUAUUUGGGCAAGUCAGUUGCACCUGCAGGUUUUUGUAUUAGUCUAUGUAAGCUGAUUUUGCAGUAUUGUUUUAAAAGCCGCAACUGUCUUUGCUAUUGUUGAUAUUUAGUGACAUGAUUUACAGAUGGAUUAACAUUUUCCUGUAGGAAGAGGAUUAUCCUGGUGCUAUUGAUCUGUGUCUUGAGUGCGAGAAGGCAGCCAGAGCAUUCAAACAUUACAGCUGUAUAAGGUAAUUAUUGGUGGGGGUUAAUGCUUCCACUUAUGAUUGUGCCCAUGAAUAUGGUUGGCAUCUUACCUUUACAAAAGAUUUUAAAAAUGGAAACUACCAUAAGUAAAGUAAAAGCUUCUGAUGAUUGAUUAAAAAAAUGAUAGUGGGAACUAAUACUCUCAAGAUUUGCAGAACAAAAGCAAAACUUAAAAAACAUUUUUUUCUUGCUUCACUUGAACGAGUUGAUUGGAAAUAACAAAAGGGUAUAUUAAGUUAUAGUAAUUAGUGCUAAUCAGAUUUUGUUAUUCUCUAUCACAGGCAGGUCUUGGAAUUUAAACUUGAUCAAACAAACUGUUUAUCUUUUUGAUUAAGGCUACCAAGUACAGUCAAACCUCCUUUCAUAGAUACCUCUUUAUUAAGGAUGGUUUCCUGUGUUACAACAAGUUUCUUAAUAAUUGUUCUUGAUAAUUUUAAUACAUUUUUAAAUACAAAUCCUUAUUAAUAAGGUAAUAGACACUUAAUCUAAACUUAGUGAACAAAUCUCAAAUUUAUAGACACAAUCCAUUUUGAUUUAAUACAUUGUCUUUGAUUAUUAGUGAAUUGAGUUCAAACUUACAAGAGACUCUUAUAGACAUUGAGGUAAGUUUCCAGUCAAUGUAUCCGUUUUUAAUGACUUACUACAAAGGUACAAGAAACCAGGAAAUCCCUCCAAUCAUUGGAAAUAUUACAUUAUGAUUAUUGAAUAUUACUAUUCAGCAAAGACUCAGCUGAGGAGAUUAAUAUCUAUGUUAUAUCUAUCCCAAGCUUAUUUUAUAGGGAUGAAGGGGAUAAGUUUCUAAAGAAACUGUGGUGCUGCAUCAGUGGGAGAGUGUAACAGGGUAAUUUAGUAUUAUCAACUGAGUUGUUAACAUAAAUUGGCCACCAUAACGAGUUUAAAAAGCUGAUGUUUUGAGCGUUAGCCCUUCUUCAGAGUGAUUGGUGGAAUUGUGGGUUGUGUGUGGGUUUAUAUGCAGAAAAUGGAGCUACACUAAUGACAAACCUUUGCCAGAGGCAGAUUACUCACAUUAUACCAUACUAACCUUAAACCUAAUUUUAGGUUAACUGUUUCUUUUUCAGAAACAACUUGAUGUGGCCUUAGGGAAGAUGUGCAAAAAUUUUACUCCUGUGAAUUAUGAACGGCUGCUAACUGCUUACAGAUACCUGGGCAAGACACAGAUUGCAAUGGAUAAACUGAUCAUCCAUUUCAUGACAGCCAUUAAUCAUGAGUCAUUUUCUGUUGUAAUGGAUCACCUAGGGGUACUUACUGCUUUUAUAAAGAUCUUGAUGUUAAAUGAUAAUUACAGUACGUAGAAUUAUGGUGAAGUUUUGCCUUGCUGAGUGUCAACUAUUAUCAUCUCUAGAUGUUUGUUUAGAAUUUCAUCUUUUGCCAAGCAGAAUAUGUUUACUUUCAAUUUUUUAAAUAUCUGCCCCAUUUGUGUUAUGUAGGAAUCUUCUUCUGAAGUUAAGUGUGAUGAUGGCUUUCAACAUCUUCAUUUUGAAGAGCAAUGCAAGGUAAAACUAUCUCUUCAUUUGGUUAAUUUCUAGAUCUAUUUUCAGAUCUAAAAAUAGACAGUAAUCCAUUGGGUUACCAAAAAAUUACCAAAGUUUUUUUUUUUUCAGAAAGUUGGAGCUGAACACUUUACGUCAUGUUUAUUAGAUCUCUGUAAGGUAUGAAUCACAGAAAGUACAGUACCUUGACCUGCAACUAUUUUGACUAACUAGAUAACAGUUUCCAAGUAAAACUGUUGUGAAAUUUUCCAAUUUGGUGACCCCUGUUUGGAGGCCAUAUAAUAAGAAGCCUUAUUAUCCAACUGCACAAAGUAGAGAACAAACAAGGAUGGGAUAGAGAACAAAUAUCUGGCGAUAUUGUACGACUAUUCGGACAGUUGGUUAUUUUGUACUGUAAAAAACCUGUUUACCCAGUUGGCUGUGCACACUGCACUUCUCUAUCCACUUUGCUUUUCCUGCCUAAUGAGAAAUGAAUAGAAAGAUUUAGCAGAAAAACAAGCAGUAGGAUAACAAAUAACUUAUUAGACAUUUUUGCAUGUAGUAUCGCUGAAUAAUUUUAACUCAUUGUUUGUAUUUUGACUUGCCCUAUGGGCUCAGAAAAAUACAGCACGACUUCUUAUAAUACUCAACAAAACUACAUACCAAAACAUCUAAGAAGAUAUAUAUAUAUAUAUAUAUAUAAAUAUUAUGAGAGGAAAAAACGACGCAACUACAUAUCCCGACCUCUCAUCACUAAAUAAGCGUAACGAACUCGUAUCUUCAUGCCGACACAGAAACAAAGCGUUGCUACGCAACAGCUGAACAUUAAAGGUUUUAAGUUUACCGCGUAUUAUGCAAAUUUUCUUAGUAUAUAAACGAUAGUCACAUGAAUAUUCUUUCAUUAAACCCCUGAAGAGUGAAGCAAUUCACGAAACAGGCUUGUCGGGAUAUGUAGUUGCGUCGUUUUUUUCCUCUCAUAAUAUUUAUUCUGCUCUACUUCAACGUAUUGAGCACUGUUCCACGCGAAAAUCGACUUGCAGACUUCCUAUAUAUAUAUAUAUAUAUAUAUAUAAUGCUUUCAUAGUAUACAAAGUUAUGUGUUUUAAAAUAAAAAGAAACUGUUCUGUAGUCGAAUGAAUCAGGUUUAUUUGAGUGAUGGGUGCACAUGUUUCCAAGCUCUAUGUAGUUUUCAUCCUAUGUCUUGUUUCAGCAUUAUAUUUAUAUUUUCAUGUUUGUCUGACAAAAAUUCAACUUUUUUAGGUGUUAUGGUCCCUGAUGUUAAGCUAUCAUCAAAUUAUCAAAUGGCAUGAACAGUAUGAUCCUGCUAUGCACAUCAGUGAGACUGAACAAGAUGAACCAUCAGCAGAGGCAACUUAUAACAAAAAUUACAUUCAGCAGAAACUAGAACAUGGACUUAAUAGGAUAUGGAAGGUUUGUUUUAGCAAUGAGUUUGGCAUUGUUGUCUGUCUCCCUUACCUGGCACUUCUUUUAUUAAAAACUUGUCAAUUAAUAAUUAUUUACCAAAGUGGAGUUGAAUAUUGGUAGAUAUUUAACAAGCUGCUGAGCGAUGAAGUAAAUAUCCACCAUUUUCAGGGACACAGAGGUGAAUAAUUGUUUUAGUGUAGAAUGCACAGAAACCAAAACUAUAUGGAAAAAUGCUAAGAACUAAAACUCUUGAUGUACAAUUUGGUCCCUUCUGCUACUCAGGGAAGAAUACUUGCUAAUCACAUCUGAACCACUCAAUCAGCACAUGCAAAAAGCCUUAUUCACCUGUGUGGUAUUUACUUAUUUGUGUCGGAUCCGUGAUAAAGAAAAUAAUCAUAAAAUGUAAUAUGCUCAUCACAGUUCCCUUGAUUAAUGAUGGCUUAUAAUUUGAUGAUCUCAUCUCUAUUAACAUAACAGUCUGUUUUAUUUCUCAUUUAUUAGGAAGUCCAGGAGAGAAUCAAAUCGCAUCUUCUUGCUCAUGACCUAUCUUAUUUCAAGUAUGAUGACUUCAUUUAUGUAUUGGAUCUUGUCAACAGGUAUGGUAACAGCAGUUUUGUUUAUUUUUUAGUUAUUCUGAGCAGUAUCAAAUAAAAGAUUCACUGUCAAAUAAUCUAUAAGCAAAGCUGAUAUAUGUGGUUUCAUAAAUAUAUUUAAAAUUAAAAAAUUUACAUGUAGCAGAUAUCUUUUGUUUUUUUUUUUUAAAUGAAUUUUUUGCGUGUGGUUUUUGUCAUAGGUUGAUAGCUGUUGGUGAAGAGUUUUGUGGCAGCACAUCAGAGGACCUCCAUGAUUCUAUUAGAACACAAACUGUGAAGUAUUUUAAAACUUAUCACAGGUCAAGAAUGGAUGAACUUCGAAUGUUUCUUGAAAAUGAUGCUUGGGAGUUGUGUCCUGUGAAGGCAUCUUUCAAAAUUGUGGACCUUUCAGUAAGUAGAAACUCACUGACUCGUGUUUAUACAGGACUUGGAAGAUUUAGUUAAAAAAAAUUGCCUGAAAAUUCUCUGCAGGAAUUCCGUUUUAUGAAAUAUCAGCAUCCACUUGUCAAAACUCACAAAAGAACAGGAUCAGGGACAGUACAAGUUACUACAGACACAGGUGUUUACACUUGCAAUUAAUAAUGUCUUUCGUGCAUGUAGGUUGUUUACAAUCAGUAUAAAUGAUAACAAAGCACCAGCUGUUACAGUUUAUAUAAAAGAUACAAAUAAACCAAAUAAUAAGAAUUUUCAACAUUCCAAUGCUUAUUGUUCCAUGUAGUCAUAGAAACUCCUUUCAGCGGUCAUGGAUCACAUACUACUUUUGUAUCCACUUGAAAACAACUCUCAUUUCAAAGGUCAGCUCUAAAGAGUUUCUGCUGUUCAUUAAUCUUAUUGAAGUUCUUUACUCAUGUACAGGUCAUUUCUGGAGGUUUCUCAGGCUAACUGAACAUAAACUUUUUAACAGGUUUCUUCUCAAGAUAUUCCACUCAUGGUAACCCUUUUGAUGAUGUGUAUGUUGAAGAUGAAGGGGAGGAUGUAUUAGCAGAAAAUGGAGUAAGUUUUAUUAAUUCUUAUUUCAAAAGGAAAAAUCUUCAUUCAGUCCACUAGAAUUUGAAGACUUUAAUCAACUUCUAGAUACCUGUGAUAUAUCUUUAAAUCAAAGUUAAAUUUAUGUUUUUAUUUAUACUAGUAGAGGUACUCACAAUGGGUUGGUAAGGCAGCCUUUAAGACUUUAAAAGCUCAAUUAAAAGUAACAAAUGGAAAUUGAAUUGGACAGGCUACAUGACCAAACUCUGUUGUGUUGCACAUGUUGCAGUGUGUGACAUGUUCUGCUUGACAGACUUUAAAUGCUUAUGACACUGAUGUUAUGGGAUAUGAAGUCUGUUUUUUCACUCUCAAGGAAAUAGUUGACGGUGAUGUUAAUGAAAAUGAAAAGAAAUCUAGAGGAUUUAGUCAAGAUGAUGAUGAAGAAGAUGAUGAAGAUGAUGAUAUUCCAGGUAAAGAGCAACUGGUGUUUCUUUCUUUCUGAUCUUUGAAUUUUGAGUUUUUUUAACUUUAUUCUUGCACUCUUUAGUGUUAACAGUUUUUGUUAGUGAACUUGUUGUUUGGUUUCUUCUCUUCAGAGGAACUCAAGUUGGAUUAUGUGGAUGAAAGGACUGGUGAAAUUCCAUCAAGCAGGUUUGUUUCUGUUCCAUCUUCUGCACAAUAGAUGAGACCACAACGCAACUGACACUCUUCAGUUCUCUAUUAAUGAAACCUAGAGCUAAAUAGAAGCAGUCUUUUGAGGCAAUUACACAACAAAGCCACAAGGAUCUUAAUUAUUGAAUCACAUUUGGUAUUUAAAACCAACUGAUCAGUGCCUCAUGGCCACUUGUAGUAGAUCAUAUUUCCUGGUAGAGAACUGCGGCACAUCACUGUCGUUGAAAUUACACAGUCACUAUACUUUACCACAAUUAACAACAACAGAUAUACCAGUAUUUUAAAGAUGGUCCCUUAAUUGAGAAUAUGGUGUUCUUUUCUUCUAGGACAGAAAGCUCUGCUCAUAGCAGGAAACAUCAAAAAUUUUUGUCUAAAGUUCCAUGUACCACCAACACAACCCUCAAUGUGUUGAGAGUGUUUGGUAGGUAUAAUAAUAAUUAUCUGAGUUUGUAUCUGUAUACAUGUUCCAGAAUUCUGUCACUUGUAAUCAGGUUUUUAUGAAAAAAAAAAAAAAAAAAAAAAAAAAAGAAAAUUAGUUAUAAACAAAACUGUCAGAUUGGUUCCUAAGUCAAGGUUUGUUGAUCAUUGUUUUUAAAUUAUGGCACUUGACAAUCAGUAACUCUACAUGGUAUUUUAAUUUUAACUGAUGUUAUCAUUACAGGAGUUGUGGGUUGGGUCUAUUUGAAUUGUUUAUCUUAACCAUCAUGUAGCUUAAAGUAUACUUAACACUCAUCUUAAAACUGAAAUUGGUUCUGUUCAUUGUAGGUAAAUAUAUGCAAAUGAUGAACGUGUUGAAGCCCAUAGCCUUUGAUGUUGUGAUUUGCAUGUCACAGUUGUUUGAUUACUACUUGUUUGCUGUGAGUAUUAUGCGACUAUUAGCUUUAGUCCCUGCUGCAAUACUAUUCUGUUAUUACAAGAGCUAAUAGAUAGCAGUCAACAAGCAAAUCUCAAGUGUCUGAGCUCUUCACACUCUUGCUCACUUAAUGAAUGAGUAACAGGUAAUCAAAUGAUUCUUACAGAUGAGCUGCAAUGAUUGCCCUUAAAAGAAUCCUGAAAAAAUUCAGGCUUUAACAAAAUUAAAACCCACUUCUUUUAUUUACUGGACCGGCUGAACCCUAUUACUAACUGAGUUAAAAAGUAACAUGUCAGGAGUUGGGUAAAUUUUCAUUUUUUUUUUUUUUUUUCACUAUUUCUUGUAAGGGAAUAUGAUCUUUAACAUCUAAUUUCUUUAAUUUCAGCUUAAAUGUGGGGGUUGUGUUAUUCCUCGGUAUGACAGAUAUAAAUAUAUUUAUAUCAUAUUUCCUCAUUGUGAUUAGAUUCCUUAACAGGGAACAAACAAUCCACUGAAAAUAUGCCUUGCUUUUGAGAUGUGACUUUGUCGUUCAGCUGGUUGUAAUGCCUAGCUAGAUUCUUAGAGGGAAGCAUUUGAAACCAACAGUAGCCUGAAUUUGUUUCAGGUGUCUUUUCUUCCUAUUUCUUCAGUAAUUGCAGUUCACAUGAAAAAAUUGUUUCAUUGCAUGUUCUCAUUUGUGGUUCAAAAUAGCACAUAUUUCAUAUUAACUAAUUGUGAUUUCUCUCAUUAGGGUAACAGUUGUACACCAAACAUCACUCUUUUCUUAUUUAGUGAAUUGAUCAGAAUUACUUUUUUGCAGGUUGCAUCAUUUUUUGCCCCAGAAGUAAUGGUGAGAAUGUGAUAGUAAAUUUAAAAUAAUCAUAGUAAAUAUGGUUUUAAGAAAGUCAAAAAACACUAUUAACCACUUGUGCUGAUCUUGUUUUAAUGUCAUAGUUAAGAAGAUUCCCUUAGUUGAUACAAUUCUUAUUCUUAUCAUUUAUUCUGGUUCAUAUAAGGUGGAUGGAAGUGCCCAUGGUUUGAGUAUAAAGCUGAGAACAAGUUUAAAACGAAUAUCAGACAAUCUUAUUCAACAUGUAAGUACCAUAAACACAAAGCAAGACUAGCUUAUAUUGCUAAUGAUGUUAUAGCAAAAGUUACAACCAGAUUUAUUACUGAAAAACAACUCCUUACUUGGCUCUGAUGAUGAUUUCUACUUGGGUUGUCAAAUAAUUCGUUGUCACUUAUUAUAACUACUGUAAACAGUAGAAAUCACUUUCAAAAGUUCUUUGAACAGUUAAUCUCAAAAUAUAAUGUGUUUCUUUCAGCCUGUCUGUCAUUAAUCAACAGGAGAGAUAACUCAUUAUAAACUCAUUCUUGCUAAAGGUUUAGCUUACUUGAUUCUGAUAAUCUGAAUUAUUCAUUUUCGCAGUUGGAGUCUGCUGAGAUGAUGAGUAAUGGAAGUGAUAUGAAGGUUUGAAGUGCAUGAUGGAUAAAAGUUGUGUCAAGGAAUUUAUUGAAGGAUCAAAAAGUAAUUAGAAUAAAUAAUUUUUCAUGUUCUCAGGUUCAACACCCUUACUUGUCACCACUUGUGGAUCUCUCUCGAGUGGAUACCAUGUUUGGCUUGUCUGAGAGAAUAAUUGCUACAGAAUCCCUGUAAGUUGCAGUGCUUCUCUUUUUCAAAGUUUUAGGAAUCAUGUUUAUAUUUUGUGACUAACCAGUGUCUGUAAGAUCUUCAGUAUUAAAAAUUCAACAGAAGGCAUUUUCCUUUAAAGUGUUACUAUGUAGAUGCAAGGUUCUACCAUAAUUGGUUUUCUUGGUUCAGAACUCUUUGAUGUAUUUUGUCUUUUCUUGUUUCAGAGUGUUUUUAGCUGGUCAGUUUGAAUUUCUUCAUCCCCAUCUUGAGUCAAUGAUACCUGCUAACAAACGAGCAUUUCUUUCACAGUUUUAUUCCCAGGUAAACUUCUUUUGAGUCAGUCAAAAAAACACGAAGUAUCACUUGUUAUGAAAUUUUAUUUAUGAAAACAUUGAAGAGUUUCAGUUAGGAGUUAACCACAAAGUUUGAUUGACUGAAAUCCACAGACUGUGAAUACUGCUCAGGAACUCAGGCGGCCAGUUUACAGAAGUGUUGGCUCAAGAGUAAUUGAUUAUGAUCAGGUGAGAAUUCUUCUGAAAAGACUUAUUUCCUGAACAGUGUUGUUAGAUUAUGAGUAUUUACAUUAAAUAGAGGUAGAAGUAGUGAGGAUUAUGAAAUAGCUAAAUAUGAACUUAAAAGGAAGAUGAUUUGGUUUUAUCAACUGAGUUGAUAAAGCAAAUUGGUCAUCAUCAAGAAUUUCUAAAGCUUAUGUUUUGAGUGUUAGCCCUUCAUUGGAGCUAAAGUUUUGAAAGGAAUUAAAGAAUAUACUGAUUAAUCAGGUACAAGGAUCAGUCACAGGAUUUUUUUAUUAUUUAUUACUUGCUUGUAGAGUUGUACAAGAGACCAAAGAUGACUUACCCCAUUUCAAUUGAUUUCAGACACUUCAGCUGAUGACUGGAGUGCGAUGGGACAUUCGGGACAUCAUGUCACAACACAAUGCCUAUGUGGACAUUCUUGUGCGGGUACAGCUCAUAUUCUGAAAUGAAAUUAGCAUUUGUGCAGAUUGUUUUCUGCCAAUCAUAUUGGACAGUUAACUUUUAUUGAUUUUUCAAACAGUGUUAUCCAACUAAACAAAACAAUUUUGGCACAAACUGACACAUUAAAAUCUUCCCUCAGGAAAGAUGUAUGAAUAAAUCAUAAGUUGGUGAAAAAGGGGUAUUAUGUGGAAAUAGUGUUCUUUCUUGAUUAAUUAUUUGUGCUUUUUCAAGUAUUUUGGUAGACAUUUAAAAGGUGUUUAACAGGUGUUUCUAAAAAAAAGCAGUCUACAUUCUUGGAGCAUCAAUUCUGAAUAACAGUGUAUUGACAUCUCCUUUAUAGAGAAAAACAGGUCCAAAUGAUAAGUCAGAGUAAACCAAAGAAUUCUGCAUUCCAUCACUUCUGCUCAUGAUCCUACAUCUGGGCAUAUUGUAGCUAAUUACUUCUCUGUACUCUGCUUUGUUAAUCAGGAAUUACAAGUUUUCAGUAUGAGACUGUCUCAACUAGCCAAGUAAGUAUUGAUCCCCAAAUGUAAUUACUGGUGAACUAGUUUAUUUCACUAAUCAUGAAAAUCUGCACAACAUUAGAGUGCUUAUUGCGGAGAUCACACAACCAGAAGCAUCUUGGAAUUACAUCAGUUUUCUUACAAAAUUAUUAACAGUCUGUAGACUGAAAAUUGACAUUCAGUUGAGUUUCUCUUUGUACCCACAGACAAAUUCCUGUUCCUCAGGAGGCUCACUCAGUAUUGUGGGAUCAUUGUAUUCGCCUCGUGAACAGAACCUUUGUUGAAGGGUGAGAAUGCUUCUGCUAAGCUGCAAAGACCUGCUCUAUAUUUCUGUGUAUAGCAAACUGGUGUUAAGUGCAUAUUUCAGGAAAUUCAGGGCUUUCUUUGUUCAUGAGCAAUGGUCUUUUAUUUUAAACAUCAAGUGGACUAAUUAAACAAGUUUGUUUUCUGAGCAGUGUAUAAAAUACAAAUUUCAUAGCAAAGUGAAUCAGAGUCUUUAUUGAAGACCCAAUUUAUGUAGUGAUUUUCUGCUUCAUUACAUCCGUGCCCCCUUUAGUUGCGGUAGUCACAAGAAUGUGUCACCUUGUUUGGGUUUUCAAUAUUUGUAUCUGCCUGUAAGUGGUAAAUAGGGGAGGUACCGCAGGUUAAUUGCCUGAAUCUUUUUUGCAGGCAUCUUUUAACGGUAGUUAAAGGCCCUAUUAGCACUUCACUACUGUCAAUUAAAAUGCUACUGAAGGACACCAUGCAUAGAUAAUCAAAUCACUAUAUUCAGGGUUUUUGUUCUUGAAGAUUUGCAAGUGCCAAAAAGUGUAGCAACGAGGGCCGAGCAUUGAUGCAACUUGACUAUCAACAAUACCUCAUGAAACUGGAGAAACUUACAGAUAUUCGGUAAGAAGGGUGUGAUAUAUUAUGAAUCCAGUAGGUGAUUUCUGUCACAAAAAAUAUUGAGCAACAUGAUUGAUUGUGACUUUAUUUUUCUCAGACCAAUCCCGGACCGAGAGUUUGUAGAAACAUAUGUCAAGGCAUUUUACCUCACUGAGAAUGAAAUGGAAAGAUGGAUCCGAGAACACAAGGUUAGUGAAAUCGGUCAUUAACUCUGCAUGGAAGGUGUGUGCAAUCAAUGUAGAGUGGAGAUUGUUUAUUAAAUUUUCCUUCCUUUGUGAAAUACUUAGUAAAUGAAUCACGAAAUCUAGAUCUGAAAUGAUGUAAUACUUCAGGCUUUAUAAGUAGAUGCUCAGUUUUAUUUCUUCUUAUUUAGUUUCUUUUCCUAAAAGGAGUCUUUGCUAAUGGAUCCUGGAUACUAAUGGAUAUUAAUGGAUAAGAGCCAUCAUUUCUCUACAAUUAAAUUAAACCUUUAUUUAUGUUGAAAAAGCCCCAAUAAAAUACAGUAGUGAGAAGUACCAAAGAAUCUAACGAAUAAAAUUGGCCAGAAUAACUGCUACCCUUUGACUGAUACAUUCCUCGUAAAACUUAUGAUUUACACUUUGGUCAUUCAUAAUUUGGUUCGUUUCUAUUUCACCCAAAGAGAAUGACCCAAAAGCUUUCAAUUAAAAUAAAACCUUUUAAUUUUGCUUUGUUUGGGACUUCUGGUGAUUAAGAUAUGCUAUUAUUUUACUUCCUUUUGUAGUCAGCAGUCCCCAUUUGACCAUGGCAUUGUCUUAUUCGUCAAAUCCUUUCAAUUCUUAGUCAUCUCAGCAAAUUGUUCUUCCUUUUUUAUGAUGAUUUCAUAAAGAUUUCUUCUUUUUCCUCAGGAAUACUCAGCUAAGCAGCUGACAAGCCUGGUGACAUGUGGUGUCGGUUCACAUGUCACCAAAAAAGGAAAACAAAAACUGUUGUCCAUUAUUGAAGAUAUGGAACGCUCGAAAGCUCGGUAGCAGGAGGACUGGCUUUCAUGGUCUGCAUUUCAUUGAUAAUUCAAGAAAUUGUGCGAUAGCAAUGACGAUGAAAAAAGAGAACGAGGAGGAACUUAAUUUUUUUUUUAGCCGGAGCUGUAUGAUAAGAAGUGCGAAGAAGAAACGAUUAGAGGGACUAAAAGUUUUCUUAAAAAUAGUGAAAUUUUUUUGGUAAACUUAAAUCAGGCACAGAAAUGUUGAAUUGGCCUUCAACGAACGUUUACUUCAUUUGUUACAGAAACUUUAUAGUCUUGUAAGGGCCAGUAAAAAGAAAAGCUUAUUUGGAUUUUUUGAAAUAAGUAUUCUAGAUAUAUCAAUACAUUUAAUUAUUUUGUAAAUUGCAAUGAUAUUUUCAAGAUUAAAGGAAAAAAGCGUCGUC
Molecule: messenger RNA, 14058 nt
Organism: Pocillopora meandrina
Lineage: Eukaryota; Metazoa; Cnidaria; Anthozoa; Scleractinia; Pocilloporidae
Source: the annotation of a GenBank genome assembly